Messenger RNA from Drosophila teissieri, 2439 nucleotides. RefSeq lists its product as uncharacterized. The record is from RefSeq and is a predicted model, not a curated record. Lineage: Eukaryota; Metazoa; Arthropoda; Insecta; Diptera; Drosophilidae. Gene Ontology annotation, cellular component: presynaptic membrane. Gene Ontology annotation, biological process: neuron-neuron synaptic transmission; clustering of voltage-gated calcium channels; neuromuscular synaptic transmission.
UCUACGACCAACGUCUAACGGUCGAACGGUCUAACGGUCGCAAUCGAACAAAAUCGAACGAAAUCGAAAGAAUCGAAGACGAAAACAAGUAGUAAUCGAAGCAAUUCGAAUUCGAUAAAACCCGAUCACUUCCGGUGUAUGUGUGUGCGUGCGCAUUCUUGUGAAAGUGAUGGCAGAUAUGGUCGCUGAAUAACUGCUGCAUCUCCCUCUUUCGCACUGGCGACUUACGCACCCAGCAGCGAAAAAUAAUAAUAAUAAUAAUAAAAUCAGCAACAGCAAGCUCUGCUAAUUUUAAACGAUUCCAGACGGCGAACGCCAACCUCGACGUGGAUGUGGAUGUGGAUGUGACAGUGGAUGCGAAUGCUAGUGCAGAUUAUGCAACUGCGGCCAGACGCUGGAGAGAUCGAGAGGGGUUCGCAGAUAGACGAUUUAAUUAUCAGUGCCAGAUUAUUAUCACCGCAGCGGCGAUGCAGCGGCGGUGACGGUUGCAGAGCACACCGGUUGCGGAAUGCAUUUAGUUACCUGACCAUUUCAAAAACAUCCGAGCCGCCGACGAGCAGCGAGCAGCGAGCAGGAGCGCUCCCAGCCGAAAUAUCCGGAGUGAUAAUUGCCCACAAUUGAAGGGAAUUAACAGAGGAAUACGAGGAGGAGGUGGAGAAGACCUUAAAAGCCUGAAAAACCUAAACGCGAGAUGUUGCCCACAGACAAGGGCAGUUUGGCGGCCAGCAAGCCGCAGAAGUCUCAUUGCCAUGGAUCGGUAUCCGUGUCGGAUCAGCAGCUCCUGCAGCACCUCCAUCCACACACGCAUCCGCAUGCAGUGCACCUGCAAUCCGCACACCCACACGCACACGCCACACACUCACCUGCCUGCGAGAAGCGCUUGGAGGCGGAGACGCCACGCCGCGAUCUCCAUGAGCUGAUGCUCGAGCUGCUGGACAUGAUGCUGUCCUGCCUGGUGGUGGCGCCCUGCGUGAUCGCCUACUGGCGCGGCACCUGGGAACUGAUGUUCGUCUACCUGUUUCCCGACAGUUUGCCGCUGUCUGCGAUGGCCAGCUUUCUGAUCGGCGGACUGGGGCACUUCUUCUUCACGGUCACACAGAACUUCUUCAAGGACCACAUCCAUCCGGACCGGAGGCGACUCACAUACUACGCCGUAUCGCGGCUCUAUACGGCCGUAUUCGGCAUCGUGUGCGUGAAUAUGUGGCGAGGUGCCUGGCUGCUCUGCGACUGGCUGACCAGUGUGGACUCGUUGAUCAUUGUGUCCGUGGUCACGGGCAUCGCACUCAUCUUCCUGGUGGCCACACGGACGCUGCGGAACCUCGGCGCUGCUCCCUACACCGUGACCAUGGACCACAAGAGCGACUACUUCGAGGUGGACACCAUGUUCAAAAUACCCGGGUUUCAUCAACCUGGCCUCUACAUUCUGGACACCCUCUUCUCGGUCUUUGUGAUCGGCAGUCUGGUGGUCAUCGCCUGGCGCGGCGUCUGGGGAAUCUUUGAUCUUCUGCUGUUCCCGGCGGACAAGGCCAAGUCGGCCUGGGGCUCACUGCUCAUUGGAUAUCUGACGGUUUUUGUGACGUUCCUCAUUCACCCACUGAUGCGAUACGUCUGCCGUCGGAUCAGCGGAAUCCUCAAGCUGAUUAUAUGCGACAUCUACUACCUGAUGACUUUCUUUGGGGCUGUGAAUGCCUGGCGCGGCAUCUGGAAUCUGCUGGAUGUGUAUCUGUAUCCAGAAAACAAGCUGCUGAGCUUCUGGCUGACUCACAUCGUGCCUUUCCUGCUGCUCGCCGCCCUCAAGUGCUCCAAUUCCAUCCUGGUGCGCGGCGUGUUCAUCGACGGAGAGGGCGUGGGCGCCGAUAGCGUCGAUAUACCCAUCAACUAUGUGCGGCUGCACUUCCUCCGCGAGCGCCGGAAGAAGGAGGGCCAUCAAGCCACAACGCAGCCUCCGCCGCCGCAUUACUAUCUGAAACCGGAGCACGUCGCACUCGGCCGGAAUGCGGAGAAGGACAAGGAGGCACAGAGCAGCCUCAUCGAGAAACCACAUGCCGCCGUGCAGAUCGUUUAGGGAUCCGGAUUCCUGGCGCAUGGCUAGCUGGUAAACUAGUUGUAAUCGCCUAAGCUUAAUCGUAUCGAGCUUACUUAAGAGUCAGAUGUUUAGCAUUGCCCAUAGAUGUAGUCUCUAUCCCGAUCGCAAGUCCCAAACUGUACAGAAAUUUAAGGAUCGACGUAUCUAGACUUUAAGUAUAUAUGUAUGCAUUUUCCACAGCAGGUUUGCAUUGCGAACUUUAACCUGGUGACGAAGGCAACCUCACCCACUCACAUUUAGCUAAGUGAUAACGAUUCAACUACGAGUAUAAACAUUGUACAUUGGUAUUUUCAUGUAUCGCAAGCAACAAAUAAAUUAAUUUGUAAAUACUACAUAUAAAAUAUAUAACCGAA